AUGACUGACUCCAUCAAAGAAUUCGGCUUCACAGCCGUGCCAGCUUCAGCAUCCACUCUACUAACCUCCACACCGGCCUAUCCCAAGCCAAACACAGCCCCCAUCGCCAUCCCCGUCUCCGAGACACCCAUCCCAACCACUCCCCUCGCCCACCGCAUCAACACCUACGCCCGCACUCACCUCCCUGAGCCAACAUACAACCACUCCCUCCGUGUCUACCAUUUCGGCCUAGCAAUCAAAAAUUACCGCUUCGCCUCCUUCGCAGAUUGGGACUUUUCUGACGAGACCUACUUCCUCGCCUGCGUGCUCCACGACAUCGGCACCACAGACGAGAAUCUCGCCCAGACCCGCUUAAGCUUCGAGUUCUACGGCGGGUUCCUGGCACUUGAUGUUCUACAACGGGGUGGGUCCGGCUCUGAGUCUGCUUCGACGCGAGAACAAGCGGAGAGUGUGGCGGAGGCGAUCAUCCGACAUCAGGACCUGUGCGCUGUUGGCAAAAUUACUGCGGUGGGACAAUUGUUGCAGCUCGCGACGAUCUUCGAUAAUACCGGUGCGUACGCCGAUCUCGUCCACCCGGCCACCAUCGAGGAUGUGUCCGCUCAUUUCCCGCGACACCACUGGAGCCAGUGCUUUGUCGCUACGAUUCAUCGCGAAAAUGGACUGAAACCUUGGGCACAUACGACGGCCCUGGACGAGGAGGAUUUCCCGGCCAAGGUUAUGGGAAAUAAGCUCAUGGAGCCGUACGAGUAA
Penicillium waksmanii is the source of this 750-nucleotide messenger RNA. Its product is annotated as putative urea hydro-lyase/cyanamide hydratase. NCBI's taxonomy places the organism in Eukaryota, Fungi, Ascomycota, Eurotiomycetes, Eurotiales, Aspergillaceae. Bases 1 to 750 code for a protein of 249 amino acids. The transcript has 2 exons. The record is from RefSeq and is a predicted model, not a curated record.